AUGUCGACUCAGCCUGGAAUCCUCCAGCUACAAAUGGUAAUUAGCGGCGCGGGGAAAUGUAAUAUGCGGAGAGGUAAGGCAGAACUGAUCUGCAUUGUAACCUUAAUUCUUGUCAAGAUGCUACACUUGUUACUGAUACUCCUACAUCUGUUCUGCUCCGGUGCUGUGCACGCAGAGACCAAACCUUCUAAUGUCACCAUCAUAGAACCGACCUUCAUCCGGUAUUGCCCAUUCCGGGUUAAUGUCUCCCUAGCGACCGAUCUCUCCUCAUUGGAUAUCGCAUUUUUGACGAAGAGUGCCAACCCAGGCCCUCCUCCAUUAGGUGUCCACCGGUGCUAUGUCCGCGUUCAGAUCGGCUUCGACAAGACAGUUUACGCCUACACGAUUAACGAGGUAGAAUACGUCCCGGAGAAUGCGAAGAGUAUAACUGGGAAGAUCGAGACAAGAGUGGCCUGGGAGUACGACAGCGGACCUACUCAAUUUACAGCGGUAACGCUCUCUUCCACAUCUGGUGCGCAGACUGCCAAAAAUAUAACGUACGCAAGGGGGGCUGGAUGCCAAGAUGACCCGUUUCUGAACAUUCUAGCCUCUUUUAAUGAGAACGAGCUACAGUGGAGGACUCGUAGCUCUGAAAGUGACUGGUUCGCGGACAAGUUUUGCAUUCAGUACGGCGAUUGCAGGAACGUUGACGUCGAUGGUUUACCGAGUUGGCCUGAGAGUUGCACCUUUCCAAACGGAACGGUAUAA
Lindgomyces ingoldianus is the source of this 747-nucleotide messenger RNA. RefSeq lists its product as uncharacterized. The record is from RefSeq and is a predicted model, not a curated record. The transcript has 4 exons. The coding region runs from base 1 to 747 and encodes 248 amino acids. Lineage: Eukaryota; Fungi; Ascomycota; Dothideomycetes; Pleosporales; Lindgomycetaceae.